AUGCUAUUGUCAAUGCUUAUAUCCUUCAUAGAUUGGCUACUACUGGCACUACUGCUGACACUGGCACUGGCAUUGCUCUAUCUCAUGCUCAAUUCCGCCAACAACUUUAUCUUCAUCUCUUUGAAUUCUCAAGUCCUCUACCCUCAACUCGAUCAAAUUCAGAUCUUAAUCACCAUCGAAUUCCUCUGCCAGGACCUCGAGCUUGUGCCUGAUCUGAUCUCUCAUAUAAUCCAGUAG
This is a messenger RNA of Histoplasma mississippiense, 237 nucleotides long. RefSeq lists its product with no specific name. Lineage: Eukaryota; Fungi; Ascomycota; Eurotiomycetes; Onygenales; Ajellomycetaceae. The coding region runs from base 1 to 237 and encodes 78 amino acids. The record is from RefSeq and is a predicted model, not a curated record. The transcript has 2 exons.